Molecule: messenger RNA, 4078 nt
Organism: Camelina sativa (false flax)
Lineage: Eukaryota; Viridiplantae; Streptophyta; Magnoliopsida; Brassicales; Brassicaceae
Source: RefSeq, a predicted model, not a curated record
UUUGGUAGCCGCAACUAUAACCCGACAAAAGUAGUUUGUCAUCUUUGAGAUUUUGAUCUCUACGGUACUAGCAUCCCGUUCGAUCCAGUUUGUGUGCGUGUGGAUACCAGUAGAGGCACAACGUUUGGAGUGCUUUACAAUCUUGGUUUAUUUUAGUUCAUCUUUCCGCUGCGAACUAUCCAGUUCUCUUGUUUCGAAAGAUCUCUGCUUUUUUGGAUUGGAGAAGCAACUCGACGAAACCCUUUGCCGUUGAAACCAUUCCGGCCAAGUUUAAAGUUGUGUGAUUGGGAGUGAGAUACUGGGAGAAGUGACAAUGCCCGUGGUGGAGACGAGCCUCGUUUCUCUUCUGGAGAAGCUUAAAGUGGAGGAGCCGUACCUUCCUCCGCGAAAUUGGGAAUCUUUACCUUCUGAGAGUGGUCGUCGAUCUCUUCCUCCUCCAAGUCGUGCUUCUGCUACUCCUUCGUCCUCUUCCUCUGUCUCUGAAUCAAGCUUGGUCAGGUUGGCCCUUAAUGCUCUGCAAGGUGUUGAGUGUUCUCUUAUUAGCAUAGAGCAGCUCUCUUCUGCAUUAUGCUCUGAGCCAGCUGACAGGACCCUCCACAAAAUUCCGAGCUUGUGGCAUCGGUUGUCAAGCACUGAUGCGCUGGGACAGAUUCUUAGAAACAUAGGCUGCUUUGGUUCUUUGGUUUUUCUUCUCCACAAGUUCAUAGACCAUUUCACAAGCUUGAAUUUGGAUGUGGAAACAACUGUUCAGGGACAGGGGAGCUAUAAAAUUGGUGAAAAUGAAGAAGCCAAUAACAAGAUCUGCUAUACUCUUGUUAAUCAGGCUUUUGCUAUUGCUGUGAGAAAGAUCCUAGAAGGCUAUAUAUCUGGACUGGAUACAUUAUGUGCAUCUAUAGAACUGAGGCGUUCAUCAAACAUUCUUGAUGGGUCUGACCAUGCUUCGUCUUGGUUAGGCUGCCUUAAAAACGUCGUUCAUCCAAAGAUAACAUUAUUGGAAGUUUUUCUGCAUACUAGAGAGUUACGAACACAGAUUGAAGCUCUAGCGAACAUAUGCUAUUUGUAUGAUAUAGCCCUAUCUUAUUGUACCUCUCCGUGGGAAUGUUUGAUUAAGGAAGCCACCACGCGAUUUCAUAGGUUCUACAGAGGAAGCAACCUGCUUACUUACUUAUAUGCCCAACUACAGGUUGCCGAUCCUGCUCAUAGUGCUAUGCUGAAGUUUUUGUUCCUUAAAACAUGUGAGCCAUAUUGUGAGUUUAUAAGAUCUUGGAUAUAUAAAGCCGAACUUAACGAUCCUCACAAGGAGUUCAUUGUGGAAUGUGUCAUUCAACCUUGGAAUAAGCCUGGUAUCUCCCCAUUGGAAAGCGUGAGGGAGCGAGAAGGAGGGCUUGUUCCAUGCUUCUUGAACGGCUUUUUGGUACCUAUACUAAGGGCUGGUCAACAGCUUCAAGUAAUUACAAAGCUUCUUGAACUGUGUAAUCUUCCUGCAUCUAGACACAAAAAUUACACAGACCUUCUUCCCUGCUGGACAUAUUAUUCUACCAAUAGUCCAGGGUACCCAUCUCCAUUAAUUUUCAGCAAAUUACAUAUUGAAGUGAUGAUAAAGAAAAGAGACGAUUACUACAGAGGAAUGCUGGAAAAACUUGGUGACUCUUCAAAAAAAUUUGAACUGUUUCCUGGGCAGGUUCCUGGAGCAAUAUCUUUACCCAUAUCCUAUGGCAAUGGAGAAGAAAUUCAGAAAAGUUCUGUUGAUUUCACACUGGAUGAUAGUUUCUUAAGUCCUUCAACAGUGGCAAUAGACUUGAGCAGGGACCAGAGUGGUUCGGAUUCGGAUGACCAGAAUAUAGAAGACAGAUGGUUUUCAGAUAUAGAUGCGUCAUGCUCAUCUGAAUGUUCAUCGUCUAGGGAUUCUUUGGAAGCAUCCGAUGUUGGACUCCUUGAUUCACAAAAUUCAUUAGUGGGACCUCCAAAAAAUUAUUUAUCAGCUCUACGUUUCUCUGUUGCCUCUGCUGGGAGUUGUAAUCAGAGUCUUGCUCAGCAUAGUGAUUCAGGUUAUAUAGAAAAUAAUAUUAUGAGGAAAGGUGAGAAGGCUGAUACUAAUCUCCAGUGGAUGAAAAUUGAGCAAGAAGAGUCAGUUGAAGUAUGUGAGCAUGAUACAUUUAGAGGCCUUCAUUCUAUUCAGUCAUGGCCCCUUGGCGGAUUACCUAGAAAUCCGUUUUAUGUUGAUAAGAAGUCUGCGGAAGAUUACAGAGAAGAUCCACGAAAUCUAACAGGAGCUAUGAUGAAACAGAGACAUUUAAUGAAUACUGGUGAAAGCAAACUCUGUUUAAACAACAGUUCCAUCAGAGGCAGCUGUUCAAGACACGAUAGAGAACAUGAUUUCCUGGAAAGCUGUCUCUCAUCGAAAUUACAUUUGUUAAAAGACACAAAUGUGAACUAUCCUUACAAGGUUCUCAGUAUGAAUCCUUUACUGAGAUGUGAUUUUUUGAGCAAGCACGGAAACACAAACAGAAGGGACCAGGGGAAAUCAUUGCCUUGGUUUGAUUUUUCUGCGGUGGAUGACCCUUCAAAAACAUGUAUUGCCAGGAUACCUGUAGGAAUCCCUAUUGAUUUUCACAAGGAAUCUCAUGGUUCUCAGACUGAUAGAGAGUGUCAUCACCAUGCCAACCAAGAAUGUGGCAUAGAUAAGUUUCAGGUUGACGAUCCUAAAGUUUCUUACAGUCAUUUAUCUUCGGGUUUAAAAGGCUGCGCUAAAAAAAAAACAUCAAAUGCAUUUGGUGGAGGUAGAUGGGAGAGUAUGCUCACUAGAUCAAAUAACCCUGAAACUAGUGCAUUUAGUGAUUGCAGACAGGAUUCCUCUGGCACAUUUGAAUUGCCACUUGAUUUUGUUAUAGACAAAUGUCUACUUCAGGAAAUACAUCUUCAAUAUAACUUUGUAAGUAAACUAGCUAUCAAGUUGCUCGAAGAAGGAUUUGGCUUGCAAGAACAUCUGCUAGCUCUACGUAGGUAUCAUUUUAUGGAACUAGCAGAUUGGGCAGAUGUAUUUGUAGUGUCCCUUUGGCAUCAUAAAUGGCUUGUUACAGAGCCAGAUAAGAGAAUUGCCGAAAUCCAAGGGUUUCUAGAAUCAUCUAUCCAGCGAUCAUCAUGUGAACGAGACACUUGUAAAGACAGGAUAUAUUUGUACAAAGGACAAGGCACACAGCAUCUCCGGCCAUCAACCAUUGGAGUUCGAUCCUUUGAUUUCCUACGGUUGGGUUAUCGAGUAGACUGGCCAAUCAGUAUAAUUUUAACAUGCGAUGCGCUGAAAGCGUAUGCUGAUGUAUUUGGUUUUCUUGUUCAAGUGAAAUUAGCAGCCUAUGCAGUCACUGAUGUCUGGUGUUCACUGAAGGAUGUAAGACAUAUGUUGCAUGAGAAUAAAGAGAAGAUAUUGAGGCAAGAACUCCGGUGGUUAAACAUAUUGAUGAAACUAAGGCAUCAGGUCAACCAUUUCGUAACAGCACUACAGCAAUAUGUACAUUCGGAAUUGUCUCACGUAUCAUGGUCUAAGUUCCUUCAUUCCCUGAAGCAUAAGGUGAAGGAUAUGAUGGAUCUUGAAUCUGUACAUAUGGCUUAUCUAAGCGAAGCUCUGCGCAUAUGUUUCCUAUCUGACGAAACACGAGUAAUAUCUAACAUCAUAGAGAACAUCUUGCAAUGCGCAGUGGACUUCAGGUCUUGUCUUCCCAGAGGCAUGCAGAGUACAGGUCGAGUCCCAAACGAUUCAUGGACAAAAACGGUAGGCAUAAACACAUCUCAGGUGAUGAUGGUGAAGCAAAAUUUUGACAAAGAGUUGAAGGAGCUGCAUAAGUGUCACCUGAGAUCACCAAAACAUGGGAAAUCUGGGCUAUCUCGCUUUUGGGACUGCCUCAAUUUCAACCUUUAUUAUUCAGAUAUCCUUCAUGACUCUAACAUCUUCGCUCUUGUUCCUUAAUACCACAUUAUCUGAUACUCUUGUAGUCUUGUGUAUUUUUGUAUAAUUUGUUUUUAAUUCGAAUAUAGUUUUCACACAAAUAAUUGAGCUUGUAUAAAAAUGGUUUUCUUGUCA